Messenger RNA from Paramecium tetraurelia, 454 nucleotides. RefSeq lists its product as uncharacterized. The transcript has 2 exons. The record is from RefSeq and is a predicted model, not a curated record. NCBI's taxonomy places the organism in Eukaryota, Ciliophora, Oligohymenophorea, Peniculida, Parameciidae.
AUGAAAUACCUCAUUGCAUUACUCUUGGUAUCAUCCAUUUUAGCAGCCAUCCCAACCAAAGUUACAAAUUGCAUGGAGAAUCCAAAGAUUGUUUUCACUGAGGCAACUUUCAGUGUUACACCUGCUAAGGGUGUUGAUGAAACAAUCACACUUUAUGGAUCUGCCAACGAACAUGCAGAAUUAGAUAAUGUUUUACUCAAAGCCAAAUGGAAUGGAAUGGAUGCUUUUGAAGACAACUAUCCAGAAGACGAAGUCUAUGACAAAGGAGAUCGUGUUACCUACGAGUUGACCUAAAACUUCCCAACCUUUACUCCAUCUGGUAAAAUCAGUGUCCAAUUGUAUUUCUAAAAUGCUAAAAAAGUUAACUUUGCAUGUGCUGAAGUGGGAUUCGUUAUCUGAUUUCAAAAAUCUGUAUUUUUUAUUAAAUAAGAUAUAAAUUUUAAAUAAAAAUUCA